UUACAUAUACACCCCCGCAAAACAUUUAUACCACUGAAUUAAUCUGUCAAAAGUUGUGCAUGUAGGCACACUCAUUACCAACACAGUUAUAAAUAUGAACCAAGUUCAACAUCUGUUUGUCAAUCAUAGUCUUAAGUUAUUAAAUGUUUUAUUCCAGUUACAGUGAGUUGAACUAUACGAUCACAAUGCAGUUGUAAUACUGCAGAUAUUAGAUACACAUUCAUACACCGUUUGAUUGUUAAUGGGCUUGUUAGAUCAUAUCUGCUGUGAUUCAUUAGAACCCAAACAGAAAGUGGGGAGGCUGAGACUGGUCAGAAUGACAGGCGUCACUGCAGAACAGUGAAAAUGACUACACGGGGCCCAGGGGUGAAGGGAGGACCAUAAGGGGCCAACAUUUGCAUGUACAAUAGAUGGGAAGGAACGGGAAAGCAGAAAGGUCGCAUUUGCACACAACCAAAUAAAUAAAUCAUGUGCAAAAAUGUGUUACACCUGUUGUCUGGAAGCACAACAUCUUCUUUCAUACUGCAACGUCCAACAUCGCAACAACGAUUCACAAAUAACAUGUUGCGCAACGCUAAUGGAGACCUUUAGGUUAAUUUCCCCCCUAAACCCUGUGUGAUCACCUAACGUCUGGCACGUAGUGUGUUUUUAUUCUGUCUUCCCACCAUGUGCAGUAUGCCAUAGUCCCAGCAUCAGCAAAUGAAUAGCCUACACGAUUCUGUUGCGUUUUUGUAACACCCCUCCUCCACUGUUUGGUUUAGGUGGUUCGAGCUUAUUUGCUGUGGCAACGUGACAGAUUUAUUUUGUCCUCGUGUGUGUUCACACAACAAGAAGAAACAAUAUUUGGAUUGGCGAUGGCGUUCGUUUGCAUGCACGUUCGCGUUUUUGAGCUUCAAAUCUGCCCUUUACGGAACACUUGGGAACACGCGGCGCUUUGUCAUUGAAACGCUCGUCAGAUUUCCUCAUCCCUCCGAUACGUCAGGGGAUCCAGCAUCCCGAGACCUCUCUGAGCAUUCUGCUCUCACAUACCCGUUACCUGGGAAUGUUACACGGUGCUACAGCUGCAGCGGGAGUCAAUUACACUGAUUUGCGGUUUAUUCCUUGUGGCCAGGCGUCUGCGUCGCACAGAAACGCGUCUGUCGUCGGAUACUUACGGGCUAUGCACGCGUUUGCCCUUAUCUAACUCUGACCACGAAUCGUUGUCUCGCUCGUGCCCACCGUCUCUUCGUGCGCCAAACCAAUAUGGACAGGCUGCAUUCUUCCAUGCGCAAGCGUCUCUACAGCUUGCCACAUCAAAUCGGACAGAAACCGGAUGAAGUCGACGCGGACGCGCGGAGGAAGAGCGUACGCAUGAAGUCGCUGGCGCCUUCAGUCUCUCCCGAGGCCGCGAGCGGUGAGCCAGACGCGCUCAGCGCGCUCAGAGGCAACGCGAACGGCGACUGCCGGAGGUUCAAAGGCAGCCUGUCGUCCGUCACCAGCCGCCACGGCGCGGACGCCGAAGCGCCCGAGCAGAAGCGCCUUAUCGCCGAAGAAGAAGACGAAGACGGCGCUGGAGGAGACGGAAAUCCAGAGGAAGAUGGGGCGGCCGAGGAGGAGGGCGCGCACGGCGGCGGCUCCGGCGGUGGCGCGGAGAGCCAGCGCGCGGCCUCUGACGAGCACGCGACUUUCAUCAAGUUGGAGGGCAUCGAGCAGCUGGCGCCUGACGACGGCUUCGUGCACCGGCAGCUGGGCGCCAUGCUGCAGCCCGGACUAAACAAGUUUUCUCUCCGAAUGUUUGGCAGCGAGAAGGCGGUGGAGCGCGAGCAGGAGCGAGUCAAGACAGCCGGCUCGUGGAUCAUUCACCCGUACAGCGACUUCAGGUUCUAUUGGGACCUGAUAAUGCUGCUUUUGAUGGUUGGAAAUCUAAUCAUCAUCCCAGUGGGCAUCACUUUUUUUAAAGAUGAACAUACACCAGCAUGGAUUGUUUUCAACGUGGUCUCUGAUACCUUCUUUUUAGUGGACCUUGUUCUAAACUUCCGAACUGGCAUUGUGAAGGAGGACAGCACAGAGAUCAUCCUGGACCCACAGCAGAUAAAGGUGAGGUACCUGCGCAGCUGGUUUGCCGUGGACUUUAUCUCCUCCAUCCCUGUGGAUUACAUCUUCCUCAUUGUUGAAACACGGAUUGACUCAGACUUCUACAAGACAGCCAGAGCUUUGAGGAUUGUUCGCUUUACUAAGAUUCUGAGUUUGCUCAGGUUGCUGCGACUGUCGCGGCUCAUCAGAUACAUUCAUCAGUGGGAGGAGAUUUUCCACAUGACCUAUGACCUGGCUAGCGCUAUGGUGCGUAUAGUGAACCUUAUUGGUAUGAUGUUGUUGCUGUGCCACUGGGACGGCUGUCUGCAGUUCCUUGUGCCCAUGCUUCAGGACUUUCCUGCUGACUGCUGGGUCUCUAUAAACAAAAUGGUGAAUGAUACCUGGGGUCAGCAGUAUUCCUAUGCCCUGUUUAAGGCUAUGAGCCACAUGCUGUGCAUUGGGUAUGGCAUGCACCCACCCGUGGGCAUGACAGAUGUGUGGCUGACCAUCCUCAGCAUGAUUGUGGGUGCCACCUGCUAUGCCAUGUUUGUGGGUCAUGCUACUGCCCUUAUUCAAUCACUAGACUCAUCUCGAAGGCAAUACCAGGAGAAGUAUAAACAAGUGGAGCAGUACAUGUCCUUCCACAAGCUACCUGCUGAUAUGCGCCAGAGGAUCCAUGACUACUAUGAGCACCGUUAUCAGGGCAAGAUGUUUGAUGAAGAGAGCAUCCUUGGAGAGCUGAAUGAGCCACUUCGAGAGGAGAUCAUCAGUUUCAACUGUCGAAAGCUGGUGGCCACUAUGCCCUUGUUUGCUAAUGCAGACCCCAAUUUUGUAACCGCCAUGCUUACCAAGUUACGCUUUGAAGUCUUCCAGCCAGGAGACUAUAUCAUUCGGGAAGGCACUAUAGGAAAGAAAAUGUAUUUCAUCCAACAUGGGGUGCUGACAGUUCUGACCAAGGGCAGUAAAGAGACAAAGCUUUCAGAUGGGUCGUACUUUGGAGAGAUUUGUUUGCUGACUCGGGGCAGAAGAACAGCUAGUGUGAGAGCAGAGACAUAUUGCCGACUGUACUCUCUAUCUGUGGACAACUUUAAUGAAGUGCUGGAAGAAUAUCCAAUGAUGCGUCAGGCUUUUGAGACAGUAGCCCUUGAUCGUCUAGACCGCAUUGGAAAGAAAAAUUCUGUUCUCCAGCACAAAGUGCAGCGAGAUCUCAACUCAGGUGUGCUGAACUUUCAGGAGAAUGAAAUCAUCCAGCAGAUUGUACAGCAUGAUAGGGACAUGGCUCACUUUGCCCACCUAAUGCAGACCCACUCACCAGGUCCUCACACAACCCCAGCUCAUUCUUCUAACACACCAGUUAUCUGGGCUCCUCUCAUCCAGGCUCCACUGCAGGCUGCUGCAGCCACUACCUCUGUGGCCAUUGCACUUACCCGCCACCCACAUCUGCCCCAUACACUUUUCCGGCCUCCGGUACCCAUGUUGGGUUCACUAAAGGAUCCAACAGGACAUUUUAAAAGGUUCCCAGUGGUUUCUGGUGUUACUGGAUUAGGAAGCUCAUCCUCUGGAGCAAGUUCUCAGUUUGGCUCUGAAGUGGAGACGCCUAUUUUGGAUUCACUGAGAGCCAAGUUUUCUGCAACGUCAUCCUCACCUCCUUUGCCGUCUGCCUCCAGUUCGUUGCCAUCUUCCACAACAACCACCAUCACCACCAUCACAUCCAGCAUCAGUGAGGCCACCACGUUCUCGCAAAGACCUCUGAGUACCUGUGGUUCUGGAUUCUCCAGUGUGGCUCAGCUCCAUCCCCAACCUCAGAUUCCACAUGCUUCCUUCUCCAGCUGUACUACUCCAUUGCCUGGCUUCUUCCAACAAGUGUCGGUGGGAAAAGAUUUGGCUAAAUUUGCCAUUCCCUCUGCCUCUACUCUUACUCCUCUGAUAGCCCACUCCAUUAGCCCUAUAUUGACACAACUGCAGUCCACACAACCCAAAACUCCUCAAAUUAGGUGCAAUCAGGAGGUGAGCACACCAGUUAGGACAACCACUCCAUCGCCCUCUACUGGAUCCCCACUUUCUUCUGAAAAUCUUUUACGGCCAAAUGUCCAAUAUUUGCAGACUCCGGAUCAUCAAAGUAGUGAUCAUCUUCUCCAGAUCUCUAAUGAACCAUCUGCUCUGGCUUCACUUGUUCAGUAUGGUUCUAGAAAUGCUUCCCCCUGUAGCACCCCACCAGCCUGGAGCCCUACAUUCCAGAGUCCAGUGGUGCAGAGGAAGCACACACCCAUCAAUAGCAAUCCCUCAAGUACCUCAGGAUCCCAAAGCUCUCUUUUAUCCCCUCAGACCCUUUGUCCUCUGCCUUCCCAAUCACAAGAGAGGGUGGGGUCUCUGGUUGAUCUCACUUCUCAGGACCUCAGCACUAUUUCCAUAUCGCUUCCUUCCCCACGACCCUUUGAGAGACCUAAACUAGUAAGACAAAGCCCACAUGUCCCAGAACAGUCACAUUUGGUAGCAGUGUCUGGGUCCAGCCAUACAUCUUACCCAAUCCCUGUUACUAAACCCUGUAGUUCAAUACCUGGUCAUGUGGCCCUGUCAAGACAGAUUUCCAAAGUGUCCCAAACUCAGACUGGGCCUUCUAGUGAUCCUGGUUCUCAAAGCAGUUCCAUUCCAGGGACGCCAAUCUUACACCCCAAACUCCCAUCAAACUUAUGAGAAUGGAUUAUAGCCCUGUCUAUUGUACAGACCAUGUUUUUAUCAAUGGAGAAUAUAUAUCAAUGAACAUAACUUUUAUUGCUAAGAAGAUUUUGUCUGUUUGUCUACUUGUAUUUAUAACAGUGCAAUGAUUACUUCUCAACUCAUGAUGCCAAAUGAAGGAAUACAUACUGUAGGUGUCUGAUAAUUGAAUGAGAGUGUAAUAUAAUUUGAAUUUGUCUUCCAACUUACUUUAGCAAUUUUGCAAUACUAACAAUGGUGACAUUAUUUAGGGAUAUGCAACAAAUAGCAGUUUCCAAAAAAUACAAAUAUAAAAAUAAACCAAUACAGUAAUAACAAAGUUAAGGGUGAAUUUUGGAAUUAUGCUGGGAAAGAAAUGCAAACAUACUUCUAGCUAAUUAUCAUACCAUUGUGGUGAAAGAACAAUUACUAAAAAUCUCACUUAUCAGGUUUGGGACACAACUACAUGCUUGCACAAACACACACACACGCACAUGCACACAUGCACAUAGCAAUGCUCAUUUUAAGACAUACACUGACCGUUUCACUAGACUGUCCCCUUGUCUAUACUUCCUUGUUAACCAAGGCACAUUGCUCAGUAUCUAUGGCCUUUCCUUUUUUUAACAGCACUGCCUUAGAGCCUGAACAACCAGGGAACAAUCCCCUCACUUCCACUGCAAAAGAGAUAAAGAUAAAGAAUGUAUUGCAAUCAUUUUAUAUGUGCUUUGUAUGUGUACUUGUGCAGUACUUAAGCAAUAAAACUGUACGCUUGGUUUUGUACCUGCACAGAGAUUUUUACAUUGCAGCUUUUUUUCCUUGCAAAGAAAAUAUAUAGGCUCAAAAAGAUGAUUAAUAUGUUAAUGAGAUAUUGUGAUCUAUGUCUAUUUAAUGCCAAAGCUUGUGUUUCCAGAAUUGCAACUGUACGUUUUCAUUGUGAUUGUUUUAAUAUACUGGAAAAUAUUGCAUAAUCCACACACUGUGAUGGACUGGCAUAUCCUGUCCAUGGUGUAUUCCUGAUUUUCCCAGGAUAGGAUUCGAAUCCACUUAUUUCUGCCCAGGAUAAAGUGCUGAUUGAGGAUGAAUGCUGAAUGAUAAUGAUAAAUAAGCAUAUACCACACUUGCAUGGCAUUAAUUCAGUAUCAUUAAUAGUGUUAUCUAUUUGUGAAGAAAAUUGAUUUUUGUCCCAACCGGAGGUUUGAACAAAAACACACAGUAAUAAAGGCUUUUUUGCCAUAAUCAUAGAAUUAUCAAGUGGCCUUCCUUCUGAGCAUUGGUUGUUCUAAUUGAUUAUGCAGACAUGUUGUAAUGCUGAAUGUACUGCACACAGUCUGAAACCUGCAAGACUUGAAAUACUUAAUCUGGGAACGCUAAAAACUCAGUCAUUAAUUAUUACUCCCAGUAGGUUCCAUGUUUAUAUCUUGAAUGAGACUGCAAUGAAUCUGUGAAUUUAUCUGUUUCUGGAAUUACACAUAUUUAUUUGUGCUCUUAUGUUUGUUUGCUCAUCACUGAGAACUCAAAGUUGACUUCACUUUGCAAGUGUUAUGUUGUCAUUGUUUCAUUCUUACAUUUAUUACCUUUUACACUACCUCAAGUCUAAACAUUUUUAUCUAUAUAAUCUACAUGGGGAAAAAGAAAUUUAAGCGUGACACACACAGUCCUAGACACUUAUCUAAUUAUUCUAGCAUCACUUAUCCCUGUUUAUCAAUACUAUAGAGUCAUGUAAGUACUCUGUGUAGAUUAUUAAGUUAUGUGUUUUAUUAUGAGUGAGAGUCUCUGUAUGUGUGCAUGUGGAAUUAUUCAUGAAACAUGCAUUUUUUAUUUGCGACAAAUGUAUAGAGAGCAUUCAUGACUUGCAUUGUUAUUUGGUUUUUUUUGUUGUUGUUGUUGUUGGUUUUAUGUUUCACAUAAAUUUUGACAUUUCAACAUUAUUCUGUAAGGACUAUCAAGAAGGUCAAGUGAAAAAGUUCAUUUUCAUCAAAUCUAAUUCCAAAAUGAUUGUGUCUCUUUUACUUUUCCUUGCCAGCACCAGUUUACAUAUGUAAAUACAUUGAUAAUAAAAUACCCCAAGGUGGAGAUUUUUUUUAAUUGAGCAGUUUCUAAGAAAAACAGAUUAAUUGUAUUAAUAUAUAUGAAUAUAUAAAUGAAUAAGUCUAUAUUGCCUAUAGUGCAAUCUACCUUUUUUUAUUCAUCCUCCCUGGCAUGCUAUCACUCAUUCUUCGAUAAUGUAUGUUAUUGUGAGAUUUUGUCACAUCAUUAAGAAGUAGUAUUCUCUUUCAGAUAUUGGGUUAUAUUGAGGCUUUGGGGUAUGCUUUAAAGAAUCACUUUCUGACACUGCUUCACUAGGGGAUAGAGAUAACAUUGUCCACUUCAUAUACACCACCAAAACAGCACUGGAUCAAUCUUUACCUCCCACUGCAAUGCUUUUCCUGAG
This is a messenger RNA of Silurus meridionalis, 7177 nucleotides long. RefSeq names its product hyperpolarization activated cyclic nucleotide-gated potassium channel 4l (gene hcn4l). Gene Ontology annotation, molecular function: voltage-gated potassium channel activity. The transcript has 8 exons. Bases 1243 to 4746 code for a protein of 1167 amino acids. The record is from RefSeq and is a predicted model, not a curated record. Gene Ontology annotation, biological process: potassium ion transport; transmembrane transport. Lineage: Eukaryota; Metazoa; Chordata; Actinopteri; Siluriformes; Siluridae. Gene Ontology annotation, cellular component: membrane.